AUGGAUGAAAAAAUCAUUGUUUAUGAACAUGGUUUUAGCAGAAUUCUUGAUAAGCAUUUGGACGACGCUAGUUUAAGUUGGACAAAACGUCUCACGAUAUGCAUUGAUGUUGCAUUGGCUGUAGAAAAAUUAGAUAGCGAUGGUAUUGGGCUUAGAGACAUCAAAAGUGGUAGUAUACUAAUAGAUAAAGAUUGGAAGGCUAAAGUUUUUAAUUUGGAAUGGAGCCUCAAGGACCCAACUUGUAGACAACCAUCAGGGAAAGAUCAUGACAGUAAAGAAUUUCUUGUCAUUUUAUUGGAGAUACUAUGUGGGAGAUUGGAUUUGGGAGUGAGUAAUUCUGAUGAGUUGUCUUUCAAAUCUUUGGUUGAAAGACACUUGGCUGAAGAAAUAAAUCUUGAUGAGUUGGUGUUUGAGGGGAUAAAGGAAAAGAUUGAUCCAGAAUCAUUGGAUCUAUUUAUCCAGAUUGUUGUUGGUCAUUGCUUAUAUUCGCCCGAAACCUUAAGCGCAAUGGUACAUCUACUUGAGGAUGCACGCGCAAAACAAGAAUACGUUGAGAAAAUCCCACAUAUUUUAGUGGAAGAAAUAAAGUUGGCGACACAUAACUUCAGUGAGGAGAAGUGCAUUGGCGUGGGAAAAUACUGGAAGCUAUAUGAAGGAGAAUUUCCACAUUCCGCUAAUUACGCUAAUACUGGACAUACGUCGAUGACCACGCUUGUGAAACGAUGGGAUGGCAAGUCAAAUCAAGGCCGUCGACAAUUUUUUAAAGAGCUUAAAAUUCAUUUCGAGAAUAAGAAUGAGAAUAUCAUUGCUAUUGAAGGGUAUUGUAGUGAAAAGGAUGAACAAAUCAUUGUUUUUGAGCAUGGGUAUAACAAAAGUCUCGAUAAGCAUUUGGACGAUUCUAGUCUAAGUUGGACGAAACGCCUCAAUAUAUGCAUCAAUGUAGCAACCGCAUUGGAUUUCUUACAUAACCUUGAUACAAGUCGCCAAAAAUCAAUGAUACAUGGAGACAUCAAAAGUGGUAGCAUCCUAGUAGAUGGUGAUUGGAACGCUAAAGUUUAUAACUUUAAGGUUUCUUCUUCGGAUGGAGAAGACAAUAAUUCAUUAGGCUAUGUUGAUCCUGAUCAGCACCAAGGAUCCAGUAUGUACAAAGAUAUAUAUUCAUUUAGUGUGGUUUUAUUAGAAAUGUUGUGUGGGAGAUUGGCGUGGCCUGAGGGAUGUGAAAAUCACUCUCAGUCUUUAGGUCCUUUGGCUCAAAGACACUACAAGGAAAAGAGGAACUUUGAUGAGUUGGUGUUUGAGGGUAUAAAGGAACAAAUUUCUCCAGAAUCAUUGAUUACUUAUCAGAGGAUUGCCAUGAAUUGCAUGACAGCUAUCGAGUAUAGGCAGCCAAAAACAGAUUUGAAAGAUCGACUUAAGGAUCAAUGGGAAUCACAAGAAAUCGCCAUGGCAGAUGUAGAGUAUACGGGGGCCGACCUAAAGAUAGCAUAUCGACUUAAGGAUGCAUUGCUAGAUCAAGAAUACGUUGAGAAAAGCCCACUUAUUUUAGUAGAAGAAAUAAAGUCGGCAACCCAUAAUUUCAGUGCGGAGAAGUGCAUUGGCGAGGGAAAAUACUGGAAACUAUAUGAAGGAGAAUUUCCACAUUCUGCUAAUUACGCUAAUACUGGAUAUACGACGAGGACCGCGCUUGUGAAACGAUGGGAUGGCAAGUCAGUUAAAGGCCGUCAACAAUUUUUCAAAGAACUUAAAAUGCAUUUUUGGCAUAAGGAUGAGAAUAUCGUUGCUGUUGAAGGAUAUUGUAGCGAAAAGGAUGACAAAAUCAUUGUUUAUGAGCAUGCGUAUAACAGAAGUCUGGAUAAGCAUUUGGACGGUACUAGUCUAAGUUGGACGACACGACUCAAUAUAUGCAUCGAUGUAGCAACCGCAUUGGACUUGUUACACAAUGGUAGAAAGACAUGGGGGUUAGUGAGGAUACACGGAGACAUCAAAAGUGGUAGCUUUCUAAUAGAUGCAAACUGGCACGCUAAAGUUCAUAACUUUGAGGUUUUUAACGAAGAGCACAAAUCGCCACUUGAUUAUAACGGUCACCCCUUAUGGGGCUUUGACCCGUUGAACCAAAGACAACGUAUGCGUAAAGAUGUAUAUUCGGUUGGUGUGGUUUUAUUAGAGAUGUUGUGUGGGAGAUUGGAUGUGAUCAGUAGUGAUCAAGAUCACGACUCUAGGUCGUCUUUAGUUACAUUGGCUCAGAGACACUUCAAGGAAAAAGGGAACCUUCAUGAGUUGGUGGUUGAGGGUAUAAAUGAAAAUGAACCUAUUUGUUUAGAUUCAAUGAUUGUGUUUCAGCAGAUUGCUCUGAUAUGCGUAGCAGAUACAGAGGAAAUGCAUCCCGUUGCAGAAGAGAUACUAGAACAACUUAAGAAUGCACUGGAAUUACAACGGUGUAUGCUCGGUAACAACGGAGAAAGAAAUCAAAAUAUAUCAGCAAGGAUGUUUUCAUACAAAAACGGCCCAUCACACAUAUGGCAAACGAUUUCAGAAUCAAGGUUCCUCUCUCAUUUAGGUUUUAAAAAGUAGCACAGAUGUUGGAUAUUUCUGAAAUGAAGAACCAAAACAGGAUAAAACUCAAUUUGUAUCUAGUCUUUAAGAUUUUCCGAUUGAGAAAUUCUCGAGCUGAAAGGGAGUAUGCGAACCUAAGUUACAAAAGGAGGAAAGUGAUUAAACUGACAAUCAUAAUAUGCUACACAGAUGGAUGAUGAUUGAACUGAGCUACUUUUCGAAAGACAAGAGAGAUAAUUGACUUUGAAGCUACUUUGAAGAGCUUUUCAAGACGGUAUUUUGGAGGAGCUAUGUUGAAGGCAUCUAGUUUCAAUGCAUAGAGACAAAGCAAAUUUAAAUAUUGACUUCGGGUUAACUAUCAGGGAAUAUAAUAAUAGAUAAAUGAGUAUAAGACUGUUACACCUAACUUGGGUGAAAACUCUCUCACAUACCAAUAUUUUAAUAUUUUAAAUAAAUGUU
Messenger RNA from Erigeron canadensis, 3012 nucleotides. RefSeq lists its product as uncharacterized. Bases 1 to 2571 code for a protein of 856 amino acids. Gene Ontology annotation, molecular function: ATP binding; transmembrane receptor protein tyrosine kinase activity. The record is from RefSeq and is a predicted model, not a curated record. The transcript has 6 exons. Gene Ontology annotation, biological process: protein autophosphorylation. Gene Ontology annotation, cellular component: plasmodesma; plasma membrane. NCBI's taxonomy places the organism in Eukaryota, Viridiplantae, Streptophyta, Magnoliopsida, Asterales, Asteraceae.